AUGGCUCCCAAGAGCUUUCAGAUCAUUCGCGAUCUUCGGAUGUACGCUGCCUCUGCGACUGAGCCCCGCAAGUCGUUCAGGCUCAACGAGGCACAGAAAGCGUGCAUGGACGACAUGGUCGCCAGAGCCAAGUCGAAGGCAACCGAGGAACUCGAUGCUCCAACCGCCAAGAACUUCGUCUUCAACAACAUCCUUGUUGCCAGGGUGAAGCUGAACAGCGCCUCAAAAGCCAACGGUUCUGUAGAAGAUCCUGAGAGCACACGCAAGAGAUCGGUGCCUGAGAGCGAGGAAAGCGCACUUUGUAGAAAACUCACCUGUACUCGACACGAUAUUCAUGUAUUCUAA
Messenger RNA from Guillardia theta CCMP2712, 345 nucleotides. RefSeq lists its product as hypothetical. The transcript has a single exon. The record is from RefSeq and is a predicted model, not a curated record. Bases 1 to 345 code for a protein of 114 amino acids. Lineage: Eukaryota; Cryptophyceae; Pyrenomonadales; Geminigeraceae.